CAGAUGCGAGAACUCAUAUCCCCGCGCUGCUUCCAGAUCGUCCGGUGGCGGAACGGCGGCAUCGUCCUGGAGAAGGAGGGGAAAGAGGCCUUAUUAUAAAGAUGCGCGGCUCGUCCUGCACUUAACACACCCCAUCUCUGGUUGGAUUGCCAUCUUGACACUCCAACUACCCAUCUCCGAGAAGAAAUUGCAUCAAAGAUGGGUCUUCUCACCUUGGUUGAAGACAGGCCGACGCCCAAGGCCGUGUACAACUGGCGUGUGUACACGUGUGCGGCGAUUGCCUCCUUUGCAUCAUGCAUGAUUGGCUACGACAGUGCAUUCAUCGGCACCACUCUCGCUCUUCCUUCCUUCGAAGAUGAAUUCGGCUUCGAGAACUUCUCCGACUCUCACUUGGCCUUUGUCAAGUCGAACAUCGUGAGCGUGUACCAAGCGGGCGCAUUCUUUGGAUCUCUCUUCGCCUAUGCCUCCGCCUUCUACCUCGGACGCAAGAAGAGCUUAUGGUGCUUCUCUCUCGUCUUCCUUCUCGGCGCAGGGAUGAUGCUGGGUGCCAAUUCACAACGCGGACUCGGCCUCAUCUAUGCCGGUCGAGUCCUAGCCGGCAUUGGCGUCGGUGGAUGUUCGAUGACGGUCCCCAUCUACAUUGCCGAACUUGCUCCCCCCGCUAUCAGAGGGAGACUCGUUGGUAUCUACGAGCUGGGCUGGCAGAUCGGAGGCCUUGUUGGCUUCUGGAUCAACUACGGCAUCUCCGAAACAUUGGCACCUAGCAACACGCAAUGGUUGAUCCCCUUCGCCGUCCAGUUGAUUCCCGGCGGCCUUCUCUUCUUGGGCACCUUCUGGAUCAAAGAGAGCCCGCGCUGGCUGCUUUCAAAGAAUCGUCGGGAGCAAGCGCUAAAGAAUCUGUGCUGGAUUCGCAACCUCUCGCAGGACGAUCUAUACAUCGUUGAGGAAGUGGCCUUCCUCGACGCCGCGUUGGAAGAGCAACAGAUGGCGAUUGGCAUGGGCUUCUGGAAUCCCUUCAAGGCUGUUGCGAAGAGCCGAAAGGUGCAAUGGCGAUUCUUCCUCGGUGGCAUGCUGUUCCUCUGGCAGAACGGCAGUGGGAUCAAUGCGAUCAACUAUUACUCUCCGACUGUCUUCCACUCCAUCGGCAUCGCGGGCACAAACACCACCUUCCUCACCACCGGCAUCUUCGGCGUUGUCAAGACUUGCCUUACCCUGAUCUGGCUCUUCUUCCUCAUUGACCGCCUCGGACGCCGCAAGCUCCUGAUGAUCGGCGCGGCUGGAGGUUCGGUAUGCAUGUGGAUCAUCGGCGGCUACAUUUCCACCAUUAAAAUCGCCUCCUCCAAGGACACAGUGACCCAGCCACUCAGCUCGGGCGGCGUGGCCGCGGUCUUCUUUUUCUACCUGUGGACCGCAUUCUAUACUCCAUCGUGGAACGGCACUCCAUGGGUCCUCAACUCGGAGAUCUUCGAUCAAAGCGUGCGUUCUCUGGGUCAAGCGUCUGCGGCGGCCAACAAUUGGUUCUGGAACUUCAUCAUCAGCCGCUUCACGCCCCAGAUGUUCUUGACCAUGGGCCGCAACGGAAGUGGAGUCUACUUCUUCUUCGCUUCGAUGAUGAUCUUGUCCAUCUUCUUCGUCUUCUUCCUAAUCCCCGAGACGAAGGGUAUUCCGCUCGAAAGCAUGGACCGUCUAUUUGAGAUCAGGCCGGUCUGGAGGGCUCACGAUCAAAUCCAUGACGAGGAUCUAUUGCGAGAGCACGAGUUCCGCCAGGAUGCCGAUGGGGCGGGAUUGAGCGUUGCAAAGGAGAAGCUCCAAACAUUGGAGAGAGCAAGCUCCGUUGCGUAGUCGUCUCAUAGAAACCGCCAGAUAUAUAUAGCGUUCAGACGAUAUCACGAAAAGAAAUACGGUCUCGAGAGAA
Molecule: messenger RNA, 1915 nt
Organism: Neohortaea acidophila
Lineage: Eukaryota; Fungi; Ascomycota; Dothideomycetes; Mycosphaerellales; Teratosphaeriaceae
Product: quinate permease
Exons: 4
Coding region: 199-1842 (547 amino acids)
Biological process (GO): carbohydrate transport; transmembrane transport
Cellular component (GO): membrane
Molecular function (GO): carbohydrate:proton symporter activity
Source: RefSeq, a predicted model, not a curated record